Dreissena polymorpha is the source of this 2589-nucleotide messenger RNA. Its product is annotated as eukaryotic translation initiation factor 2A-like. Gene Ontology annotation, biological process: translational initiation. Gene Ontology annotation, cellular component: cytosolic small ribosomal subunit. Lineage: Eukaryota; Metazoa; Mollusca; Bivalvia; Myida; Dreissenidae. The record is from RefSeq and is a predicted model, not a curated record. Gene Ontology annotation, molecular function: ribosome binding; protein binding; tRNA binding. Bases 48 to 1775 code for a protein of 575 amino acids. The transcript is spliced from 16 exons.
UAUUUUUGGAUCUCAAAAGGACUACUUUUAGCGUAUGAAAAAUAAAUAUGGCGCUGCCCAUCACAUUGCGUGGGUCGGCAGGUAUAUGGAUGAUCAAUGGACCGCCAAACAUUGACAAGCCUCAUGACUAUCCCAGGGAAACAAGUAGCCGAUGUAAGGUGAUGGUGUUCAGCAAAGAUGGGGCAAUGCUGGCAUGGAGCAAUGGUGACUGCGUACAAAUAUUUGACGUGGCAGCCAACAAGGUAUUGAAGGAGAUUGAUCGACCCAGAGCAUCCCUGAUGACAUUUUCACCGAAAGGCACUUACUUGGUUAUUUGGGAACUUUACACAGUGGACAAGGCUACUCAGAAUGGCCUGCCCAACCUCAGCAUUUACGAUGUGGCCAGUGGACAGUGCCUUAAAACUCUCAUACAGAAGAAAGUCACACACUGGAAUCCAUUGUUUUCAGAUGAUGAAAAGAUAUGCUGUAGAAAUGUCAACAAUGAGCUUCAUUUCUAUGAAGAUGGAAAGUUUGAUGAAAUCAAGACAAAGCUUCACCUUCAGAAGGUGACAGGCUACAGCCUCUCUGGAGCUGGACCACCGUACAUGGUGGCAGGAUAUGUGCCUGGGGGAAAGGGUCAGCCAUGCUUUGUGAGGGUUUACAAAUACCCAAACUUUGGGGGCCCCAAUGCGGCAGUGGCCAACCGGACAUUUUUCAAGGCAGACAAAGUUGAGAUGCUGUGGAACAAGGCGGGCACAGCCAUGUUGCUACUGACGACCACGGACACCUCAGAGUCCAGUUACUAUGGCGACCAAGGCCUUCACUACCUCGGAAGUAACGGUGAGAGCAGCCUUGUGCAUCUUGGGAAGAACGGGCCGGUAUACCACAUCGAGUGGAGCCCAAAGAGCACUGAGUUCUGUGUCGUGUAUGGAUUUAUGCCAGCAAAAGCCACCAUAUACAAUAUGAAGACAGAACCUGUAUUUGACUUUGGCACAGGGCCAAGGAACUUUGGCUUCUACAAUCCUCAAGGAAGCAUUCUUUGCCUGUGCGGCUUCGGGAAUCUCCGUGGAAACAUGGAAUUCUGGGACGUGAAACAGAAGAAGCUGAUUUGCCAGACGCAGUCGCAGGACACCACCAGCUUUCAGUGGUGCGCAGACGGUGAGCACAUACUGACUGCCACCACAGCGCCGCGGUUAAGGGUUGGCAACGGGUACCGUAUCUGGCACUACACUGGGGCCAUGUUGGAGGAGAAACAUGUCGGCAAGGGGGAGGAACUCUGGGAGGCCUUUUGGUGCCCGGCACCCUUGGAACGGUUCCCGGAGAAACCCAUAAGCUACCGUCAGGUGCCCUCUGAGAAACCUGCACCACCCCCAGUGUCAACACAGCAAACGUAUGUCCCUCCAUCCAUGCGAGGAAAGACAAACUUGCCUUCCACCAAACUGCACGAGUAUGAACCACCGUCCAAUCAGAAAAAACAAGAUCCCAGUAUGCCAGUGAGCAAAAACAAGAAGAAGAAGGAAGCAAAGAAAAACAGAGAAGCUGAGAAAGCGGCUAGUGGUGGCAAUGAAGCUGCCUCCAUGGUAACGAGUGCAGCCAGUGCUCCCAGUGUCCCAAUGCCUUCCACGGGUGACCCAGAAAAAGACAAGAAGAUUCGUAAUCUCAUGAAGAAACUGCAGGCCAUAGAAGUGCUGAAGGAACAGCAGAAGACAGGCAAGCAGUUGGAACUCAACCAGUUAACAAAGAUGAAGACUGAAGACGCCUUGCUGGCUGAACUGAAGGCACUGGAGAUUAGCUGAGACUAGAGGGAUUUAGUUUCCAUGCCAAAAUAUUGAAAAGUGCUAAAUGUUAUAACAUACAUGUAAAGUCUUUUGUUGGUUACAUGUAAAGUGCUGUGCAAUGUGUGGCCUUUUUUAUAGCAUUAACAGCUUUUAUUUGGUUAAUGAUUUGUGUUCAAAUUGUAUUGACAGUGUUUUUUUGUGCAAACAAAUACUUUAAAAUUGAGAAUAAAAAUUAUUUCAAUAUUAUGUUUACCUAGGUUAAACUUAACAACUGGAUUACAAAAUUAACUUUAUGUUGAAUUUUUUGUUUAAUUAUUUUAUUUUUGGAAAGAUUAAUUGGGAAUUUCUAGCAGUAAUUAGGAAAAAUACAUACUUUUUGAGAUUGGUGAUGAGGCCUAAUUUGGACCAAAAAACAACGCUGGUUGAUUAUAUGCUUUAGACUACUGGUAGGUAGGAAAACUCUCCAAUAUUUAAAACUCUAAAAAAAAAUAGCGUUUUUCAACGUACAUUGUGUGUGUUUAUUAGAUAAAAACUAAUACCUUCUUUUGAUUGCAAUAUUUUAUAAAGCAUACAUGUAUUUGUUCUCCUUUAAAAUUCUUCAUAAAAUAAUUGUUACAUAUAUUUAAAUUGAUAAAUUACUGGUAAUACACAGGUAACACAUUUCUGUCAGUCUGGUAGCAUACAUCAACUUUAUGUAUUCAUGCUUAGCUUUUGUUUACCCAGUUUUAGGAUAAAUGUUCAGAGGAUGUUAGCAAGGGAUAAAUGUGUACCAAAAUCAGGUUAUUUGUGCAUUGAAAAAGGUCUGUGAUCAUUCAAUAAACUACAUGUUGAA